AUGACCACUCGUUGCGGCAAAGCGGAUGUUACACUGCACAACCACGUGGCACUGACCAGCGGAUCUAUACUCAGGAGAACAUGUGACAUGAUCCUACCUAAGAUCGAUUACAAUCCGAGUCAAGUGCUGCGUGACUCCGAAGAUGCAGAAAGUGGUGUGGUUAGUGUUACUUCUGGCGGCGUGCGACGCAAUACCGCGAGAUCAAAGAUCACCGUGGAAGAUUGAUUGUGACGAUCAGUGUAGGUGCAAUUCGGAUGACUGCCGCAAGAGAUGUGAGGGGGAUUUAAAACACAGAUGCAAAGUAAAUUGCUUACGAGAUUAUGUAUAUUGCACCUAUGACUGUGUUCCCUAAUAAGCCCGUAAACACAUUCAUUGCACACAAUUUUCCGUGCUUUAUUGUUAUGUUUGUGAUAAACAAUUACUUGAGGAAUACAAAAAUAUACAAAU
Messenger RNA from Dicrocoelium dendriticum, 447 nucleotides. The record is from the annotation of a GenBank genome assembly. NCBI's taxonomy places the organism in Eukaryota, Metazoa, Platyhelminthes, Trematoda, Plagiorchiida, Dicrocoeliidae.